UCUCCAUGUUGGUCAGGCUGGUCUCAAACUCCCGACCUCAGGUGGUCUGCCUGCCUCGGCCUCCCAAAGUGGUGGGAUUACAGGAGUGAGCCACUGCGCCCAGCCUCCUUUUCUUUUCCCCCCUUUUUUUGAGACAGGGUCUUACUCUGUCACCCAAGCUGGAGUGCAGUGGAGGGAUUAUAGCUCACUCAGCCUCGACCUCCUGGGUUUAAGUGAUCCCUCUGCCUCAGCCUCCCGAGUAGGUGGGACUACAGGCGAGGGCCCCCAGGCCCAGCUAAUUUUUUUCCCCCCAAAUUUUUAGGAGAAAGGAGGUCUCUAUGCUGCCCAGGCUGGUCUUGAACUCCUGGCCUGAAGUGAUCCUCCUGCUUGGACUCCUAAAGUGCGUGAUUACAGGUGUGAGCCACCACACCUAAACACUGCAUUUUCAACCCGCUCUUCGUUGAAUCUUCAAAGGCUGCAGCCACAGGUCCUCACGGAAAACCAAGAGCUCCAAGACCGCCGCACACUCAACAUCCAACUCGUCGCGGGGCCGCGGGGACAGCCACGGAAGCCAAUCGGCUCCUGCUACAUCACAGACCCCGCCCUCAAACCUUGAGGCGCCCGCCCCCACGCACUGCUGACCCGGAGCCAAAAGAGCUGCGUGGCGUCCGAUUCUGGCGUCACUUCCCCUCCCGCGAUGGCGGCACAGGGAGCUGCUGCGGCGGUUGCAGCGGCGACUUCAGGGGUCGCGGGGGAGGGCGAGCCCGGGCCCGGGGAGAAUGCGGCCGCUGAGGGGACCGCCCCAUCCCCGGGCCGCGUCUCUCCGCCGACCCCGGCGCGCGGCGAGCCGGAAGUCACGGUGGAGAUCGGAGAAACGUACCUGUGCCGGCGGCCGGAUAGCACCUGGCAUUCUGCUGAAGUGAUCCAGUCUCGAGUGAACGACCAGGAGGGCCGAGAGGAAUUCUAUGUACACUAUGUGGGCUUUAACCGGCGGCUGGACGAGUGGGUAGACAAGAACCGGCUGGCGCUGACCAAGACAGUGAAGGAUGCUGUGCAGAAGAACUCAGAGAAGUACCUGAGCGAGCUCGCAGAGCAGCCUGAGCGCAAGAUCACUCGCAACCAAAAGCGCAAGCAUGAUGAGAUCAACCAUGUGCAGAAGACUUAUGCAGAGAUGGACCCCACCACAGCGGCCUUGGAGAAGGAGCAUGAGGCGAUCACCAAGGUGAAGUAUGUGGACAAGAUCCACAUCGGGAACUAUGAAAUUGAUGCCUGGUAUUUCUCACCAUUCCCCGAAGACUAUGGGAAACAGCCCAAGCUCUGGCUCUGCGAGUACUGCCUCAAGUACAUGAAAUAUGAGAAGAGCUACCGCUUCCACUUGGGUCAGUGCCAGUGGCGGCAGCCCCCCGGGAAAGAGAUCUACCGCAAGAGCAACAUCUCCGUGUACGAAGUUGACGGCAAAGACCAUAAGAUUUACUGUCAGAACCUGUGUCUGCUGGCCAAGCUUUUCCUGGACCAUAAGACACUGUACUUUGACGUGGAGCCCUUCGUCUUUUACAUCCUGACCGAGGUGGACCGGCAGGGGGCCCACAUUGUCGGCUACUUCUCCAAGGAGAAGGAGUCCCCGGAUGGAAACAAUGUGGCCUGCAUCCUGACCUUGCCCCCCUACCAACGCCGCGGCUACGGGAAGUUCCUCAUCGCUUUCAGUUAUGAGCUCUCCAAGCUGGAGAGCACGGUCGGCUCCCCGGAGAAGCCACUUUCUGACCUGGGCAAGCUCAGCUACCGCAGCUACUGGUCCUGGGUGCUGCUGGAGAUCCUGCGGGACUUCCGGGGCACACUGUCCAUCAAGGACCUCAGCCAGAUGACCAGCAUCACCCAGAAUGACAUCAUCAGUACCCUGCAGUCCCUCAAUAUGGUCAAGUACUGGAAGGGCCAGCACGUGAUCUGUGUCACACCCAAGCUAGUGGAGGAGCACCUCAAAAGUGCCCAGUAUAAGAAACCACCCAUCACAGGUGGGUGGGGGGCUGCCAUGUGUCCGGGGCGGUGGGGGAGUGUCAGUAUAUGGAUUGGUAGGAGUCAAGGCCUCCUUAUUGCUGUCACAUGAUCCCAAACCAGUCAGACCAGCUCCCAGGUUGGAGCCCGGGGCAGGCCUCUCAUUCCUGGGCUUCCCUGCCCCUCCCCAGCAUAGCCUGCCCUUUUGUUCUCACCUGAAGGAGGUGAAACUGGCCUGAGCCCAGAGCAGGGCAGCCAGGUGUGAGCUGGCCUGGCCCAGGCCCAGCCCUGCCUCCCGCCCCUUCUCCCCACAGUGGACUCCGUCUGCCUCAAGUGGGCACCCCCCAAGCACAAGCAAGUCAAACUCUCCAAGAAGUGAGCGGCCUGGCCCCUGCUGUCGGACUCGAGCCUCCUGGCUCCCAGCCUGUAAAUAUGUAUAGACCUGUUUUGUCAUUUUUUAAAUAAAGUCAGUUCUGCUGGUG
Symphalangus syndactylus (siamang) is the source of this 2450-nucleotide messenger RNA. It is a transcript of the gene KAT8, whose product is annotated as lysine acetyltransferase 8. Gene Ontology annotation, biological process: regulation of DNA-templated transcription. Gene Ontology annotation, cellular component: NSL complex; MSL complex; NuA4 histone acetyltransferase complex. NCBI's taxonomy places the organism in Eukaryota, Metazoa, Chordata, Mammalia, Primates, Hylobatidae. The record is from RefSeq and is a predicted model, not a curated record. Gene Ontology annotation, molecular function: histone H4K16 acetyltransferase activity.